CUGUCCAUGAUCUCCAUCACCACCCUUUCUCAAAAGCUGAAAUGAAAGCUAGGAACAAGCUCUGAAAUUGCACUACACAUCCCAGACUCUCAUGGCAUCUCUGCAGUGGCACAAAUGCAGGAAUGAUCCUGACUUUCUUUUCCCCAGACAAUUUGUAACUAGCAGCUCGUUAGUGCACUACAGUCCUAAAAAUAUUCCCUUCCUGGGAUUGGGGCAGAUUUGAAGUUUCAUUUUAAGGGUGUAAGUAAGAUUCUCCCAAAAUGAAUCCCAUUUUGGGAGAAAGGUGGAACAUUACUCCUAUAAAUAAUGUAAGUGCUGUACUUGUGGAGGAAGAGUGAUGUCCUGGCAGUCACAGUUGUAUGAUUGGUGAGCAAAACCACUUUAAAAUCUAUGGACCUCUCAGCAUACAUUUUACAAGUCUUUUGUGUGUGUACUUUAUAUAAAUAGGUUAGCGUACUGCCUUUUCUCUUAACAACCUCAAGGCAGCAUACAUGGACAUCUUCCACCAUCUUUAUCAGCAUAGUAACUUUGUGAGAGAGAUUAGGCUGAGUGUGAGCUUCAAGGCCAAAAGGGAAUUUGAAUCCUAGUCUCACACGUUCUAGUCCAGCACUCAAAACAGCUUUGCUCCACUAGGUAGUCAGUGUACGUAUGCCAGAUUAGGUAGCUUGAAGGAGUUGUGGCAAAUACACAGGAUGCAUUUGGCUCAAAUCAUAAUUCAGCACUAAAGAUUCUCAAAAGAGAGGAAAGUACUUCAACAUGCAAAGCACUGCUGAUGGUCAGAAAUGGAGAUUAUGAUGUAGAUUACUGUAGAGACUGAAUCUAACCAGCCUAAUCAAUUAGAAGAGGAUAAACCUACUGAAAUUCACUGCCAAUAUCUUUCAACUGUUAAAGAAAAUGGAGACUGAUGCAGAUACAAUUUCACGCCUUCGGUGUCAGCUCAGAGAAGCUGAGGAAGAAAGAAGAAAAGCAGCACAAUAUGGCUUAAAGUUGGUGGAGAAUGAGAACUUGUUGCAGAAUCGGCUAGAUGAACUGCAAAACGAAAUAGUUGCCCUAACAGAGAAUUUUGAGCAAGAAAAGUACACUCUUCAGAGAGAAGUAGAACUGAAGAAUAGAAUGUUGGGAAGUCUCAAUCUUGAAUAUGAGAGUCUUAAACAGCAGCAAAAUGUGCAACUAGAUAUACAGCGUGAACAACUGGAAAGGGUGCAUGGACAAGAAGUAAAUGAACUUAAGAAUAAGAUGGAAAAACUGAAAUCAGAACUAGAUGAAACCCUGCUUAGUGAGAAACAGCUGAAACAUAAAGUAGAUCAUCUGAAGGAAGUCGCUGCUUCUAAAUCAGAAGAACUACGCAUGAUGUCAGAACGUGUACAUGAAACCAUGUCUUCAGAAGUGCUCAACCUUCAGCUUGAGGUGCUGGCACUUGAGCAGGCAAAGGUGGGGCUUGAAGACAAGUUGCAUGAUCAACAGUAUUGCAAAGAACAGCUGGAACUUGGAAACAGCAAUCUUACUAAUCGAGUAGCACGUCUUGAAGAAGAGAAAGAAGAGAGAGAAAAAGAUCUUGUCUCAUAUUGUAAUGCAUUAGAGAAAGCUCGUGAGAUGAACAGAGACCUUCAGGUGCAACUUGACCAUGCAUUGCAACAGGCCUUGAAUCCUUCCAGUAAAGGCAAUUCUUUGUUUGCUGAGGUGGAAGACCGUAGAGCAGACAUGGAACGUCAGCUGAUCAGCCUGAAAGUCAAAUAUCAUUUGUUACAAAAACAGUAUGCGUUUACUAGAGAGCAGCUGCAGAGACUAAAGCUACAGAUGGCCACACUGCUACGCAUGAAAGGUUCACAAGGAGAACAUGAUCAGCUAGAACGUUUGCAAAACAUGCUUCAACAAAAGAAUGGUGAAAUAGAAGAACUGUUGAUGAAAGUGAAGCAACUAGAAAAGCCUGUGAAGAUAUCUGAAGAGUCAAGAGAACUAAAACUUUCUAAUACUUCAGAAAAUGUAGAUUAUGAAAAUGGCUAUUAUACAGAUUUGCUUCAGAUGAAACUUGAGAAUUCAGAUAAAGAAAUAGAAAAUGUGAAGAGUGAAUUGUCUUUACAGCGGAUGAAGGCUUUGUUUGAAAGUCAGCGAGUCUUGGAAAUGGAGCGAAAACUUUAUGCAAAUGAAAGACAACUUGCAGCUUGUCAAAGUGAGAACAUAAAUUUGCAUGUGCUACUGGAUGAAUUGAAAAUCAAAUAUGAACCUGAAGAGCUAAUGAGAGAUCCAGUCAAUCUCAGGAAGGCUCCAGCAGACAUACUUUCAGAGAGUAUAAACAGCACAAUGUCCUCCUUAUGUGAAACCUCUUGCAUGCUGUCUCAGAGCAAGGAAGAGGCAAAACGAAAUGAUGCUGGUCUGAAGACUACCCUUCAGACUGUAUCAAUGAAUAUCAUUCCCUCUCAAGCAAUGGAACAAGGAAAUGAUCAACCUGAAGGAAAGAGAGUUAAAAUUAAAGAGGAAGAAUUUGACAGAACAGCCUUAAAUAAGAAAGAUGGGAAUGAUAUUGGAGCAUCUCAUGGCACCAGGUCAGUGUCUUCUAAUAUGUAUGUACGAGGCAAGCAACACAGACCUGCAUCUUUGUUCUUCCGUUGCGUGAACUAUGCUAUCCACUUCUUCAUUUACUUUCUCAGUAUUGCAUGCAGUGUAAUUCCCCAGUUCCAGCUGCCUAGUUUGAAAUUUUCAAAAAUCUUUCCAAAAAAAAUCAGUAAAAGAGAUUGAAAAGGACUUAUAAAUCAUGGACUUCAAUCUUCCUUACAGGUGAAAAGUUUCCUUUACUUUUUAAAAUCACUGUAAUCUAAUGGCUGUAUUACACUUUCUGUAUAACAGUUGUCUUAAUCACUGUACUAUCCUUUCAUGCUCAUUUUUAAGUUUGCAUACAUUAUAAUGUAGCAUGAAGAGUUCAUUUAAUACAGUUUGCCCUCUAUAUCCAUGGACUUUCCAUGCACAGAUUUGAGCAUCCAAGUAUG
Messenger RNA from Sceloporus undulatus (fence lizard), 2984 nucleotides. It is a transcript of the gene SPDL1, whose product is annotated as spindle apparatus coiled-coil protein 1. The transcript is spliced from 12 exons. The record is from RefSeq and is a predicted model, not a curated record. The coding region runs from base 895 to 2736 and encodes 613 amino acids. Gene Ontology annotation, biological process: mitotic metaphase chromosome alignment; protein localization to kinetochore; establishment of mitotic spindle orientation. Gene Ontology annotation, molecular function: kinetochore binding. NCBI's taxonomy places the organism in Eukaryota, Metazoa, Chordata, Lepidosauria, Squamata, Phrynosomatidae. Gene Ontology annotation, cellular component: outer kinetochore; spindle pole.